This is a messenger RNA of Astyanax mexicanus (Mexican tetra), 6201 nucleotides long. RefSeq names its product wingless-type MMTV integration site family, member 9A (gene wnt9a). Gene Ontology annotation, biological process: canonical Wnt signaling pathway; multicellular organism development; neuron differentiation. Gene Ontology annotation, cellular component: extracellular region. The transcript has 4 exons. Gene Ontology annotation, molecular function: cytokine activity; frizzled binding. The coding region runs from base 48 to 1160 and encodes 370 amino acids. The record is from RefSeq and is a predicted model, not a curated record. Lineage: Eukaryota; Metazoa; Chordata; Actinopteri; Characiformes; Acestrorhamphidae.
CGCGGGUCUCCAGUAGGGAGAGAUGAGCUGGUCUGGACGUGCUGAAGAUGCUGGAUGGACGCGGAGCUCUGGGAUGGAUACCGGUCACGAUCAUUAUCUUCCUGUGCACUCUGCCCAAUCACACCGCCGCUUACUUCGGGUUGACGGGUAACGAGCCGCUGUCCAUCCUGCCGCUGAGCGCUCAGCCGGAGGAGCGCUCGGCUAAGGCUCAUUAUAAGCUGUGUGAUCGUCUGAAGCUGGAGAAGAAGCAGAGGAAGCUGUGCAGGAGAGACCCGGGCGUCGCCGAGACCCUGAUGGAGGCCAUCAGCAUGAGCGCCCUGGAGUGCCAGUACCAGUUCCGCUUCGAGAGGUGGAACUGCACCCUGGAGAACCGCUACCGAGCCCACAUCCUCAAGAGAGGAUUUAAAGAGACGGCGUUCCUCUAUGCCAUAUCCUCCGCCGGUCUGACCCACGCCAUGGCCAAAGCCUGCAGCGCCGGACGCAUGGAGCGCUGCACCUGCGACGAGGCGCCCGACCUGGAGAACCGCAAGGCCUGGCAGUGGGGCGGCUGCGGAGACAACCUCAAAUACAGCAACAAAUUCGUCAAAGACUUCCUGGGAAAAAGGUCCAACAAGGACCUGAGAGCUCGAGUAGACAUGCACAACAGCAACGUGGGCAUGAAGGUGAUUAAGGCAGGUGUGGAGACGACCUGUAAGUGUCACGGUGUUUCGGGCUCGUGUACGGUUCAGACCUGCUGGAGGCAGCUGGCCCCCUUCCACGAAAUCGGCAAAUUGCUGAAGCAGCGCUACGAGACGUCGCUGAAGGUGGGAAGCUCCAGUAACGAGGCCACUGGGGAGGGGGAGGUGCCCAACCCUCGCACCCCCGGACACACCCACCAGCUGAUACCUGAGCCCCGCCCCUCCGACCCCAUCCCCCGCACCACCGACCUGCUGCACAUCGAGGACUCGCCCAACUUCUGCCGGCCCAGCAAGUACUCCGCCGGGACCUCGGCCCGGAAGUGCUACAAGGACAAGAACUGCGAGGCCAUCUGCUGCGGGCGUGGCCACAACACGCAGAGUCGCACGGUGACGCGGCCCUGCCAGUGCCAGGUGCGCUGGUGCUGCUACGUGGAGUGCAAGCAGUGCACCCAGAAGGAGGAAGUGUACACGUGCAAGGGGUGACGGACUAACGCCGACGAAACAAAAACUCAACAGGUCGACAGAAACCCCGCGGCAAAACGUAACCGACGACAGCAACGUCUAAACGUCUGAGACUGGUGUACAUUUGCAGGACGGGGUAAAACGAAGGGUAAACGAAAGAAAGAAAAAUAAUGAACAAGCAUUCGCCCCUUUAUUAUCAUCUACGGUAAUCUUGAUUAACCAAUGGUGACCUCCCUUAGGGUCUGAAAAUUGGGUAAAGAAAGGAUUUAUUUUUCAUUGUUUCCAGACCCUGUGAACAAAGGUAUCCAACGACAACCAUACUGAAGGGUCUCCAAGACUGAAAGUGGGCUAUAAUGACAUGCAAAGACCUGCAAAGUGUGGAAACAGGUGUUAGAAAGGGUAAAAACAACAACAGUAAGGGUCUGUAAGUGGAUAUGGAAGUUGUACCUCCUGGAUAGUAGAGGAAGCAGGUACACUGUGCUUCAAAGAUCCCUGGAGAUCCAGUCCGAUGGGAAAAGAUCAGUGCGUUCUUAAAAAGAGAGCUGAUAAAAGGUUCUUGGAGCAGUGCCGUAAAAGAACCACUUGUUAAAGUUUAAGGAAAUUAAAAGGUCUGUCCAAGAAUCAUACGCCCAUGCCAAGAACUUUUUAACAGCUCUGUUUUUAAGAGUGUGGAAGUCUGACUAAACAUAAACUCCCAUCAGUUUAGAGUUGAACCUCCAUUAUUCUAGAGGUGAAGCUCUAUUAGCUCCAUCAGUCUAAAGGUGACUUUCUAUUGGCCUAGAGGUGAAGCUCAAUCAUUGUAGAGGUGAAGCUCCAUUACUCUAGAGUUGAAGCUUUCUUUAUCUAGAAGGUGAAGACUGCUCAGUCUAAAGAUGACAUUCUAUUGGUCUAAAGGUGACGCUCCAUUAUUCUAGAGGUGAAACUCCAUUACUUUAGAGAUGAAGCUCCAAUACUCCAAAGUUGAAGCUCCAUUAUUCUAGAGGUGAAGCUUCAUUACUCUAGAGACAAAUCUCUGUUAUUCUAGAGGUGAAGCUCCAUUACUCUAGAGUUAAAACUCCAUUAUUCUCUAGUUGAAACUCCAUUACUCUAGAAGUGAAGCUCCAUUAUUCUAGAGGUGAAGCUCCAUUAUUCUAGAGGUGAAGCUUCAUAAUUCUAGAGGUGAAUCUUCAUUACUCUAGAGGUAAAACUCUAUCUUUCUAGAGGUGAAGCUCCAUAAGCUUAGAGGUUAGGUUUUAUUACCCUGAAGAUAAAUCACUAAUUUCCGUAAAUAACUUGCUCUCCAGCAAAAGUCCAUCCAGGAUGUUGAACAUUUCGUUUGUGUGUGUUUGUGUGUAUGUUUGUGUGUGUGUGUGUGUGUGUGUGUGACGGCGCUACUUCUGACGACAGAGUUUGGAAUUAGCAUUAUAUAAAUAAACCGACAGGGGUGUCAGAUUUGUUCUAUAAGCACAUAUAUUCUACACCCACACAAUAGUGUGUGUAUGCAUCAUGUACAUAGGUUAAAUUGUGUUAUAGUUAUUAUAUAAAUAUAAAUAUAUAUAUAUCUUCACACCACUUAUCGUAACGUGUAAAAAAUAACCACUAAUCGCACAAAUGCGCUGUUAUUUGUGUGCGUUCUCGUUGACUUUGUAAAGACUUUCUCUUUGAAUCCCCUCGACUCGGCCCUCGCUGAACCACAGACCUGUUAACGCUUUGAUUUUUUUCGUUUUUUCUACGUGGAGUUAUUUAUGCAGCUUUGAGGACUGGUCCUACAUGAGGAAAGAACUACGUUAAAUUCCCGUAUCCGCGUGUUUUCCUUCGUCUCGCUGUCGAUUGGCGACGAUAGCCUUUGCCAGUCCAUUCCUCCUGAUAUAUUUUUCCUUUCUUGGCCUCGUAUGAACUCUGAGAGAUGACUGUUCAGGGAACCAGUUGAACCACUAUGGCCUUUUCUGUACAGGAACGUCUGAGGAGAAUCCUCUGGAACUUAAAUAUUAAAUAUCUGCAGACUCGUUGCUUCAGCAGCAAUCCGAACGUUGCGACGGCCAGCGAUGGACGGGCGAUUAAUCAAUUUAUAUCGAUCUAUAUCGAUGAUAUCCUCACUAUACCCGCACUAUACCCUUCUUUACCUGUGUGAUCUAUAGGUUUUUAGCAGUGGUUUUCAAUGACUGUAGAAAAGCUUUGACACCACAACGUCUCAACGUGGCUUCAGACGUGGACGUGAACAGUUCACUACAGCUCUAGCGCCUCUACUGGCUGGUUGCAGUAUAACGUGUAGCUCCAUAUAUCCCCAUAUAUUCACUGUCCAAUGAAAAACUGCAACUUUACAGGAGAGAGAAAAAACUUGUAAACGUCUAAUGGAAGUCAUUGUAAAAAGAGUUUAUUUCAGGUCAUAUUGAAGUAUUUCUAUUGGUCCGUUCAUCAAUAAAUUUUGGCACAGUGUAAGGGACAGUUUGCCUGUUUAAAUUAUGUAGUAAACUAAAAAUCGACAAAAAUGGAGAUAAGUGUUUUUUAUUGGACAGCGACGAUGUUCAAUAACAAAACAGCUUCACCCAUUUUCCAUGUAAUUUCUCAGCUCUAAACUCAGCAAUUCCAAUUCUAAACCAACAAAUCCAACAAUUAGGUUUUCCCUAAUAGUUUUUAAAUCUUUUUCCUGCUUUAUCGUAAAAAAAGAGGCAAAACUAAGCUAAAAGUGUUAUUGUCAAGCUGUCAGAUAGCUAACAAGCUAGAAAAAGGAACCCUGGGCGGGUUCUUCCAUGUUUUUCUACAGUCGUUGUUGCCUUGCUGUUGAUUGGACGGUGAUACAGUAUUAUGGUGUCAUCGUACUACAUUUUACGAAGUUUACAAUUGUCUGUUUCAUAGCUUCACAUAUUGGACCAAAUUUCAUUCAAUCACAGAAUAUUAAACUCGUAUAUGCGUACGUUUUAAUUUGGCAUUAGUUUCGGAAAUUAAAUAUAUUCAUUAAAUAUUGUUUAUCGUGAUUUUAUCGCCAUAUUGCCCAGCCGCCGCCCUGCAACCUUCACUCACUCAACCUCCUUUAAGGCCACAACGACUUCCGCUAAUAGAAAAACACAAUAACGUUAUUUUUUAUUUCUUUGUUUGGAAGAAACAACAAUGGCUGCAGUGUAAAUCAGCAUGCAUCCAAAAACAUGGAAUUCAAUCAAGAAUUUCCACAGUUCAAGUUGAGUUAACUCAACUAGCUAAUGCUAACAGUGAGGUUUUAGUUUUCUUCAUUCUUCAUUGAGCAUUGAGCUCGACUCACCGACACGAUCUGAUCACCAGAUCCAACUAAUCCAACCCGAACCUCGUAAACGCCGCGGCUGCACGCGUCCGACGUCCUUUGACCUCCUUUUAGACGCAAUGUAAAUACAAAUGCUAAAUAUAUAUAUAUAUAAAUACCUAUGACAAAUGAGCGAGCUAUAUAUAAAUACAAAUAUAAAUAUAUAUAUAUCACAUUUUUAUUGUUUUGAAUUCGUUUGAUUUAAACUACUGAAUGAGGGACCCAAAAUUUGCGAAACGGCACCGUUCACGCACUGAAGCUCCGACGCGAUCCCAAUACGUAUUUAAGGAAAAGUCGUGUAUUUAUGAUUAUAUAUAUCUUAUAAAUGUACAAAUCUACAGCGGUGGUUAAUCCAGGUCUGAAAAGUAAAAAAAAAUCUCAUCCAGGAUUUUGUUGCUGCUGAUUGGCUACAGUGCCGGGCGGGUUCAGGGGAACUGUGGAAGUCACUGUUGGUUCCUAAGGCAGUUGUAAGGAAAUCCUGGAGCGGAUCUGGAUUGGACUCCUGUGGCGUUUUUUUUUUUAUUGUAAAUAGUUACGGUUAUGAUCCUGUGGUGUGAGUCCGGAAAGUCUUUUUCCUUUUUUUUAUUUCCAUUAGCGACGUUAGUGCAUUGCGCUACAGCACACAGCAGAACGACAACUGAGGCUAACAGAGGAGCUGCGCAGAUUAGCAUUGGCAUGUAAGCAUAGGUGCAUUAGCAUAGGAGAAAUGGAGAAAGUUACUAGUGUUUCACGAGAAAAAAACUAAAACAAAAAUGUAACACUAAACAAAGAAAGAGAUUCAUAGUGAUGGAUGUCUUUUAUCUGGUGUGUGUGUUUGUUUGUAUUUAUCUCUUUGUGGGGACCAAGACCCCUCUAUGUCCCACCAUCAAAUUAUAAAAAUGUAAAAACUUGAAAAAGCAUAAAAAUGUGAAAAAGUGAAUACACGUCUAGAUGCUUUUUAAUUGGAACAAUGCAAAUUGCAAAAUUAAAACCAUAAAAACAGAAUCCUAAAGCUUACUGUUAGGUUCAGUAGUCUUUAGCCUUUUUAGCGUUUAGCGCUAAGCUCAAACCUUAAAGCCACAAAGACAGGAAUGUGUGUGUGUGUACAUAUAUAAAUAUAAAUAUAUAUGUGUGUGUGUGUGUGUGUCUCAGUGCUUGUAUAUGUGUUUCGCUGGCUGUUUGUCAACUCUAAGCUGAAUUCCAGGCAGUUUUGUGACGAGGACACAUGCUAAUUAAAGCAGGCUUGGUAGCAUAUGCUUAGCCCCUUGCACGCUACAUGCUAACCAUAAUGGCAAAGUGGGGAAAUUCCUGUGAACCACAGCAACAGGGCAAAGCCGAGGAAACCGCGCCAGCGUCCGGCCGCCGGCUUCCUGCACCUCCUGCAGCGAAUGCCUGAGGAGAAAACACACAGCAGGCGUUAGCCGCCGAGUUAGCGUAGCCGCUAGCCAGUCCCCUCAACACACCAACACACACACACACACACAUCACAGGCCAUGUGCUCCACAAAAACAAAAAUCUAAUCAAUAUCACAGUCCCUCCAGUUCUCUCCAUUACUCAACGCAAUGUGUACAAAAAUAUAAAUCUUAUUUUGUAGGAAAAAAUAAAGGAAAAUAAAGAAUAAAUAUAAAUUAUUUUAAAUGUUUUAUGAGCAUGUGUACAUUUUGUACAGAUCAAGCGGAUUUUAUAUUCUGGAUUUCUUUGUUUUGUAUUCUCCGCCUCGCCUUGGGCCUGUUUUUGGGUGUUUGUGCUUCUUUCUUUGGGGUUGAGGUUUCCACAGGAAGCAGUGUGUGACUUUAUAAAUUCUGUUUUUUUUUUUUUUUGUUUGUUUUU